GGAUUUCUGAGUGACUUUAGUCUUUCCCUCUAUCUUCCCCACUCGACAAGAAACGCGAUCGAUCGUUCCGAUAUCGCUCGCGGAAAUCCUCAACGCAACAGGAUCGAUCCAUCUACCUCGUCUUCUCUUCACGUAGGGAAUUCGAGGGCUAAAGCUGCAAAAGUGGGCCUUUUUGCAUGUUGAGAUUAUUGCGAGGAGGUGCACAAUGUUUAGCCGGCUGUUUGGGAAGCCCAACGAAAAGGCAUAUGACUUGUCUACGAUGGAUAAACUCUAUGAGACACUUGCUAUGUUAGAGAAAAAGGAACAAGCUCUGAUGAAAAAGGUGGCUGCUGAGAUAGAGAAAGCCAAGGAGUUCACCAAAGCAAAUAACAAGAGAGCUGCUAUACAAUGCUUGAAAAGGAAAAGACUUCACGAACAACAAGUCGAACAGCUUGGGAAUUUCCAGUUGCGGAUUCAUGAUCAGAUUAUAAUGUUGGAAGGUGCAAAAGCCACAACAGAGACUAUUGAUGCACUGAGAAUUGGAGCAGCAGCUAUGAAGACUAUACAGAAAGAAACCAACAUUGAUGAUGUCGACAAGACAAUGGAUGAAAUUAAUGAGCAAACUGAGAACAUGAAACAAAUUCAGGAAGCGUUGUCUCUUGGAGUGGCAGCUGAUUUUGAUGAAGAUGAAUUGGAAGCAGAACUUGAAGAAUUGGAGGGUGCUGAGCUGGAGGAAGAACUGCUUAAACCAGCUACAGCUGCACCUGCUCCACCAGUCCAGGAUCCUUCUGUUAAACUUCCCACUCAGCCUAUGCCAAACAAAAAUACAUCUGAAGAAGAUGAACUUGCAGCACUCCAAUCUGAGAUGGCCAUGUAG
Messenger RNA from Musa acuminata subsp. malaccensis (wild Malaysian banana), 856 nucleotides. Lineage: Eukaryota; Viridiplantae; Streptophyta; Magnoliopsida; Zingiberales; Musaceae. The record is from RefSeq and is a predicted model, not a curated record.